CUCUCUCAGAACAGUCAAUUUUUCCAAAUACAUUUUUAUUCACACGUAUUUUCUUUAAAAAAUUGUGGCAAAUUUUUUAAUUUAAAAAAAAACAAAUACAAUUUUCAAUGAGUUAUGUGUGUUAUUUUUUUACAAACAAUUUUAUUUCCCCUGAGUAUUAAGGAAAAAUGUCAAAACAAUUUGAAAUCUUGGAUAUUGACAAGUGCAUUAUUUCGAGGUUAUGGUACACAGCAUCUGUAAUUUUAAAUAAUGAAAUUCACAAUGAUUCUUUGGAAAAUUACACUAAAGAUGAUGUAAACAAUUUACGAACAUUAAUUACAUCGUCAGUAAGUAAACAAGAUUCAAAUGAAAUCAAGUGGAUUAGUAGUAAGCUUUUAUUAUGUCUCGAUAAGGCAAAUUCUGCGGAAGUGCAAAAGGAACUCGAGUCAAUUCAAUUUGCGGCAGCCUUGAAAUUAAUUGACGAUCAAAUAACUGAUCAUGUGGAGCAGGAAUUGAACGAACUCUUCGAGGCGCUAACAAAGUCAAAAAAUCGAACGGAAAAUACAAAAAAAAUAUCGCAAGCGAGUUUAAAAUUUUUAGAAACAAAUUUACAAAAUCAUCCAUCGCUAGCUUGCUGGCUAAUUAAUCAAUUACUCUGCAUUUGGCCAACAACAUUUUCAUAUUCCGAUGAAAUUCUCCAAGAUUUAUAUUCAAUUGCAUUGAAAUCAAUAAUUCAAAAAGCAGUGGAUCAAGAAAAUGACGACAAUUUUAAUGAGGAAAAAAUUUCUGUUUCCAAUUUAUACCCGAAAAAAAAAAUUCUUCUCAAUGAAAAAAAUCUCGGCACAUUGCUGUGUAUAUUAUCGAAACUCGAAUUAACCGAGAAAAAAGAAGAUGAAUUAAUAAAAUGGCUUUUCCCAUUAUUAUUGCAAUAUUGCGAUACAGAUGCAAUUAAACUUGCACUAUAUUCACGAAAGAAUGGAAAAUUUUUCAAUGAAUGGGACAAAUUUUUAGACAAUUUAUAUGCACGUUCCGAGAGUCCCACAUUUUAUGAGAAUGCAAAAAAAAUAUCCGAUGCACUAUUUUUCAUUGACGAAAAUAAUGGCAAAUGUUCCAUUAAUCACAGGGAAUUAUCGAUGAGAAUUUUACGACGCAAAACCCAUUGGAUGUCUGAUAUUUUGGAAUUGUGCAACACUUUUCUAACAAACGGCGACUACGAAAAAGUAUCAAAACUCCUCUCCUGCACAUCAUUAAAAAAUCUCUGGCCAUCACUGAUGUUUCAUUUUAUCACAAGCCUUCCUCACAUUCCGAUUAUAACAUCAAUCGAGACAUGGGAAAAAAAUAUGAAAAUCUACCGCUCUCUAAAUUUUCUCCACGAACAAUGCACUCUAAAUUCGAAUAAUUUCAUUUUUUCCAAAUCCAAUGGAAUAAUGAAACAACAUUUAAAAAUAAUUCACUGGAUUCUUGAGUCAAAACGAAAUAUUUUCUCUCCCAGUUCUCAUCUAUCAUCAUCAACAACAGCAUCACAAGAACAACAAACACUAUCAGUAAAAAAAAUUCUCCUUCGUCUACAAAAUUCCUCAUGUCUUCUCACUGUUUUAAAAUCAAGUGUCAAUUUACACGAGGAAAAUUACCAUCAAGUACAAGAAUUAUUAAAAGACACAAAAGACGCAUCAAAUACAUUUCAUUCUUAUUUUGCAAUGUUAAGUGCACUUAAAGGAAUUCUCGCUUGUAAUUAUUACAAAUCAAAGCGUAACGAAAUUGAACAAAAUUUUCAAGAAAUGGAAAAAUUAAUCCUCGACAUUAAAUCAUUAGAUUUAAGACUCGAAGUAAUGGAGAAUAUUUUCUCCCUUCUAUUUUUAAGACUCGAAGAUUUUGCCGAUAUAAAAGAAAAAAGUUCCGACGACGAUGAAAAAGCAACGUCCGCAUUGGAGAAUAUUGAACAAAAACAUUUUGGUUUUGCCGCCAAUAAAUAUACAAUAAGAGAAUUAAUGGAGAAAUUAAAAAACUGUUCACUAACAAUUGGAAUUGAAAUUGCAAAUUUAAAAAAAAGAAAUUGCAAUGAAAAUUUUUCGGCAAUUAAUAAAAGAUUGACAAAUUUUUCAAAUGCAAUUGCUGACGCAUUAUGGAAACUUGAAUUUCUCACGAGUGAUGAUUUUGUGAAAAAAAAUGAAAACGACGACAAUAAUGAAGAGGCAAAAAUUAAUGUCAGUGGGAAAUUUAAUUUUUCCAUACGACGUAAAAAGAAGGCAUUUUUUUAUAAAAUCAAUGGACCAAGUUCAUCGGAUGAGGAAUUUAUGAAAUCGGAUUUAGAAAUAAAUUCCGAAUCCGGAUCACUUGACAAUGCAAUGAAUUUGAGACGAAGAAAAAGGAAAAUAAGAAAUUUCAUUAAUUCCAAUAAUAAUGAGGGCAGGGAAAAUAAUUCGAAAUUUAUCAUUAAUUUUAUGCUAAUGCCAAGGGAAAGUUGGAUUUUACAGUGUUUAUGGAAGAGGGAUCAUUUUAGAGCCCAGCAAAUAAUUGAGAUGUUUCACAUGAAGGGAUCGCAACUCGAUGGCGAAGUUCGAUUUUCGAAUGCAAUUCGAAAUUUCCGGCGGGAUUUAAAUAAUUAUUUGAAUCCUUCGGACGUCGUCGAUUCACCAGCAAUUCACUCAAUACUUCAUAAUAUCAAACAAGCAGCUCAUGAAGGAUUUCAAACGUCCCGCAUAACUGGACAAUUGGAAACAUUUUUAGCGUCGCAAGACGAAAAUAUUUCCCUCCUAAAUAAUCAACAGUUGACGAAAAAAGAAAUUUUAACAAUUACAAUUCUCGAUUUAGCAUUGACAAUGGGAAUGAAUCGUUCAACAUCAAUGAUAUUAUGCGAUGUUGCGGCAAAACAUUUAAAAUCUUGUCGCAAUUUGGAAAAUACAAAUAAUCAAGAAUUUUUCACACGAGUCCAUCAAUUAUUAUUACUGAAUGAUUUUAAAUUAAAUUCAUCAUCAUCAUUAAUGGAAUUAUUUGCCGAUGCAACAAUACCAUUGAAUGCAAAACAUUGGAAGGAGAAGAAUAAUUUUUGGCUCGAAUUGGAGGAGAAAUUGCAAUUAUUUAAAAAUACACAAAAUAUCGCGGAAAAUUUUCCCACCGACAAUAAUAGUGAGAAGAAAAUUAAUAAAACAUUGGGAGAGAAUUAUUAUCAAGAAUUAAUGCGACUCUGCGAUAAUGGAAAUGAUUAUUUGAAAAUUGUUUAUUCGCAUUUGAAAAUUCUUCAGACAAUCAUUAACGAUAAAAAUUUGGUUCUCACGGAGACGAAUAUUUUAAAAAAUCCACUGGACUCGUAUUUUGGACACGAAAUAUUCGAUUUAAAUGUUGAGCCAAGUGAACUCGAGUCAAUAGCAAAUAAACUUCAAGUGAAUUUAGUUCACAGUAUUCUUGUAAAUUGUUGUCCAAAACUUUCUUGCGACAAUGAAACAAAUUGUCAGGAAAUUUCCAAUUCCCAAUGGGGAAUUAUUGUUUUAAAUUCACGCUCCGAGGAAAUUGAAAAUCCUCAGGAUUUCACAUCAGAUCCAAAUCUCUACGUAUCGGAAAUUUUAACCGAUCUAUUGAAAACUUUACGAAAACUAUCCACACCGAAUGCCUCAAUUUUAACUGCCAAGGAUUUAUUGUCCUGCUCAAAAAAUGCCGAGAUACAAUUAAUUCUGCAAAAAACGCAAAUUCUCGCUGCCUUGGAUUUAAGUGAAUUACUCGAUGGACAUCAUACUUUGGCAUUUUUUCUCAAUCUUUGGAAUUUAUUAUUCUUACAUUGCAUUCUUUAUUUCUGGUCAAAGGACACGUCCAACAAUGAUUUAAGACAUUUCAUUUCAUUAAUGAUAAUUGGUUAUGAAAUUGGUGAUUUAGGUUUCGUCACACUCGCCACAUUGAGAGUAAAAUUACUCGGCGAUUUAAAUUGGAAUUAUCAAUUUUUCCACGAAAUGGAAAGUCUCAAUGAACUUGCGUGGCAAGAUUUGGAUUUAAUGAUGGACUCGAGGUCAAUAUUUGCCAUGGCUCAUGAAUUUUCCGAUUCGCCAAUUAUUAAGGUUUACAGUCCACGAACCCUAAACGAUGAUUUAAAUAAAUCCCUCUUGGACUAUCUCGAACACUAUAAAUCCGAAUCAAAAAAUUCCCACCAAUUUCCCGAAAUAAUUCAACGAUUCACAAACAAUCGUGAAAGAAAUUAUCAUCAAAACGAAGAAUUCAACGAAACUCUAAAAUCAAUCUUGAAUAUUUUCAAUCAAAUGGAAACAAGUCCCAGUGUCUACGAAUACGAAAUAAAAUUCACCUAUUCCCAAAAUGAGAAGAACGCCAACAGCGAGAAAAUGUAUUCCCCAUCAGAAUGGAAAACAAGAAUAAUAAAACCAUCAUUAUUACGCUAUCUCGAGGAGCAUUGUUGGUUACUCUCCUACCUCGUCGAGCGAAUACAUCAGGAAAAUUCGAAAAUUUUCCAAAAUCACGAAAAUCAACGUAUCGCCUGUCUCGAGAAUCUUCUAAAUUCCAAAUGGACAAAAAUUCUCAGUUCCCUAUUCGAUGAAAAUUGUGUUUUAGCCAGUGUAAACGAGAAUCUCUCCCAAUCAGCUCUUUGGCACUAUUUUCACAAUUCCCUCAAGGAAAAAAAUUAUCAUCUCUGCCUCUCUAUUAUCAAUGCCCUCCCAGAUUAUUAUCUCGCAAAAAAUACCGAACUACAAUGUUUUAAAGAUCGAAUUUUGAGUUUAAUGAGCGCCAAUGUUAAUCCGGAGGAAAUAAUGAUGUAUAUUUAUCAAAUUAACGAUAUCAACACUCUCGUGCAGACAAUUAUGGAAAAUAUGCAUCACUGGCCAAUGGAAAUUUGCGAGGAGGCCCUCAAUCACUCGUUGAAUCACAAUCACAGUCAAUUAUUACCCCAACAUUGUAAAAUUCGAAUGAACGAAACCUUAUGCCGGGUACGAAUAUUUCGCAAAAUUUCCCCCUACUGUAUGGACGAUAUUAAUCUCAAGAAUGCAAAUUGGUUGGACGUUGUUAAUUGCACCGAGAAAACAGAUCCGGCCCGAGUCAUUCAAACUUUGGUUCAAGAAAAUAAAUUCGAACUCUGCCUCGAGUGGUUGGAAUUCCAGAGUUUCUCAUCCGAAAUGCACACACUAAUAACUCAGGAUCUAUUUCAAGGCCUCUUGAAAAACGAUCAACUAGAUUUCAAUCAUGCGAGAAAAUUAUUGAAAGCCCUGCCACAAUCUCAAUCCCUAACAAUGUGUAAAGGAAUCCUUGAGAAUUUAGAUAGAAUAAAAGCAAUGCGUUUCAUUGUUGAAUUUCUCAUCGAGAAUUGUCGAGCAAAGGAGGAAAUAAUCACCUAUCGGAAAGCAUUGAUUGGCAUUGAAAUUCUCGAUAAUUUAGAAGCAAAAGAACAAGGACUCUAUAUUAGUUUAAUUAAGGAACCACUGCUAAUGCUCGAGCAAUUAUUAAUGAACUGUAAAUUUGAAACACUACAGAGAACGUUAAAUUCGAUUGGUGGGAAAUUGGUGGAGGCAAAUUUAUCCGUUGAACAUUUUGAUGGUGUUAUUAGAUUUUAUGCGAGUAAGGCAUUGGAUUUUCGAGUUGCAUUCCAGAGGGAUGGUGCUGAGGUGAAAUCGAGGGAUUUGCAAAUGAUGGAGAGCAGUAUUGAUGGAACGAAGGAAUUUAUAAUGCCGGCAAAUGUACCGACAAAGGAGGAAUGGACGCCGAAUGAUAAGGCAAAGGAGUGUAGCAGUUGUAAGGAGGUGAUAUUCUCGAUGUUUAAUCGGAGACAUCAUUGUCGGAGAUGUGGCCGAGUUGUUUGUGCAAUGUGCUCGGAACAUCGAAUGAGAGUCAGUGGUUAUCCAAAUUCGGUGUUGGUACGAGUUUGCAAGGACUGUAAAUUACAGACGACUAUGCAGCAGAAUUUUAUGCUUGGUUCCUCGUCGACUGCAAGCAGUGAAACCCUCGAAGCCUGGCGCUUAACAAUCGACGACUCCUACAAUCAAACAAUUCGUGACGAAUUUUCCUUCGAGUACGCGCCAAACAUCUCCUUCUGUCUCGCAAUUCUAAAUCUUCACUCUGAUCACAAGGCCUACACGACAUUUCUCCUCGAUCAAUGUGACGAAAUGAAAAAACUCCUGCAACCAGUUUCCGGCGGUAAAAUUAAUCCCGAGAUUGAUCACGCCCUAAUUAUCAAAAUGAUUCGCUCCCUAUUGGUAGCGGCAAAAGUCAAGUGCGCCAAAUUGGGCCUGAAUGCAGGUCUCGCUCAUUGCGAUCGUUUCCUCUCUCAAGUCGAUCUCAUCACAACUCUCGUUCAAUCCGAUUGCUUGGCUCUCAUUCCAAGCGACGAUCUCGACGAUCAUGCUCUGCGAAAAUUACGCGAUCUCCUCACCGAAAAGGAACAAUGGACACUCGCUCUCGACGUGAGUACAAAAUCAGGUCUCGACACCCAAGGCGUGUGGGCCGCUUGGGGCAAAGCUUGUCUCAAAGUUGGUUACUUUGAUCGUGCCCGCGAUAAAUUCGCCCACUGUCUCGACAAAGCCAUCAAUCACGAGAAUUACGAAGACUGGGUCCUCCUCUCACAUCCCGAAUCAAGUGACGAGGACGCAACUAAAACAACUAAACCAAAACGUGAAACACCGAAAAAUUCCCGUCCCCUCAAAAAUCCUCCCCUACUCACCGAAAUUCUCCAAAUUCUCGAGAAUUUAAGUCUCAACGGUCAGGACUUCAAAUCAACCCCAAAUGUAGCGCAGGAAAUUCUCAACACCCUCAACAGUCUAAAAACAAUAACUCAAGGUAAUUAUCCAACAGCAAUAAUUUCCUGGACCGGAACAAUUUACUACAACGAAAGUCUCUACUAUCUUCUCAUGUACGGCAGCGCAAGUUCAAUACUCGAAUUUUUCGUCAAACAAAAAGAAUUCGAUAAAUGUCUCGAUUUUGUUCUUGAAAAUGAACUCGAUCAUGAAUUAUUUUUCAAUUCAAUUUACAUGAAGGCAUUGCAAGCGGAAAUUGUUCAACAACUCCUCAAUGCAAUGAAAGAAAAGGACACGAGUUUAAUAAUGUGGAAAAAAUAUUUAGUCUUCAUUUGUCGUAAUUUGGAGAAGAAAAAUUUACUCAAUACACUUUAUCAUUUACAAUUGUUCAUGAGGGAUUAUAUACGUGCGGCAAUGACUUGCAUAAGAUUUUAUAAGAAUGAAGCAAGAACUUAUAGUGAUUUAUGUGAGAGGACAUUGUGGUUAUUUGAGGCGCAAAAUCAUUUGGAGGCCGAUUUAAAAUUGGAGAAUUUUGGUAAUCGUCGAACGAGACGAAAGAGUGUGAGUUCAAUGCAAUCGUUGAUUAUGGAAAUGGACGCGUCGGAAAUUGAUAAGCACAUUAAUACAAUAUCGAGGCAGAUGGAGAUUGCAAAAUUUUUGGGUGCAGCUGAGAAGGAGGGAAGAUCGAUUGGCACAUUUUUGGGUUAUUUAUCGGAUAUGGACACUGAGGGAACGCAAAAGCAGGAAUUACCAACUUUAUUUGGUAAUCAACAGCAAAAAACGCAAUUGGCAGUUUUGGCGAUUUUGUGUGGACGCGAUGUUGAGGAGGGAUUUGGAAUUGCUUUCCGAAUAAUGCAAGAUUACAGUCUUCGCUCACAAAAAGUUUAUUCACUGGUGGGCCACGUUCUCGCUAUUGAGAAGAAAAUCAAUUCAAUCGAACAAUUAAUAAAAUGCUGCCGCAGUUCAGGAGCUGCCGAUUCAAUAGCGAUUUCCGAUCGCAUUCUAGCUCAUUGCGUUAAACUACUUUUAGGUCCAUCAUCCACCGAAACAAGAGAUGAAGUUAAUUCUCUAAUUAGACUGAUUACUGAUGUAGAAUUAAAGAUAAGUUCCUAUAUUGAAAGUCGACAAUUAAAAGCCGCAUAUCUUCUCGCAGUGAAGCAUUCGAGGGCAAAUGACAUUCGUCGAAUUUUAAAAGAGGCCGACAGACUCGGACAAAACGCAAUAAAAUCCAUUUGUACUAAAUGGUUACAACAAACACAAGGUUCAAACUAAAAGAAAAAAAAACUAUAUUUUAAAACCUCCUCUUUUCUUUUCAACAAAAUAAAAAAGCUUUUCCUACUAUUUUUUCAAAAACAGUCACAAAUUGGACGAAAAAAGCCUUUUUUUUUUUAGAAAAGAAAACUACUUUCUCAUAUAAUGAGAAUAUAAACAGGUUUAUUUUAUUUUUAUUUUUAAUAAGCAAUUAUAGAAGACUAGAAAGUUAUUUAAAUAUAUAUAAUUUAUUUUCCGCGCAUUUUAAAAAAACUCGAGAAUGACGAAAAGUAAAAAAAGAAAAGGAAUAUUUUUCGUUUAAAAAGAAAAAAUGUUCACGAUUGAAAAGCGCACUAUCUUAACAGUAAUUUAUUAAUUAAAAGACAAUAUUUAUAUUAUUAUUAUUAAUAUCGUAACAAAAUAAUAAUUGCUUUCGAAAACAAAUAGACUGCAGAUAUAAUCAUUUGUUACGGGCUGUGAUACAUUUUUGCGUAAAAUUAAACAACGCUAAUUAGCAAAUAAGUUAUUUGUAAAAAAAAAAUAAUUAAUAAUUUUCAAAAUGAAUUUAAUUUUCUUUUUUUUUGGGGGGGGGGGACAUUUACUCAAAAUGAGAAAUAAAAUAAUAAAUAAAAACGAACUUUUUCCAAAGUCACAAUAAAAAAUACGAAAGAAAUUACUCUAGCUUUAAUUAUUUUAUGUAAUUAAAAUUUAAGUAUGGGAAAAAUAAUUUAUCGAGAAAAAACCAAUCAAUUAUUUAUUAUAAAUUAAUUUCUUUC
This is a messenger RNA of Leptopilina heterotoma, 8728 nucleotides long. It is a transcript of the gene Sptz, whose product is annotated as zinc finger FYVE domain-containing protein 26 homolog. The transcript is spliced from 12 exons. The record is from RefSeq and is a predicted model, not a curated record. Gene Ontology annotation, molecular function: phosphatidylinositol-3-phosphate binding; metal ion binding. Gene Ontology annotation, cellular component: centrosome; lysosomal membrane; midbody. Gene Ontology annotation, biological process: mitotic cytokinesis; double-strand break repair via homologous recombination; regulation of cytokinesis. Bases 168 to 7973 code for a protein of 2601 amino acids. NCBI's taxonomy places the organism in Eukaryota, Metazoa, Arthropoda, Insecta, Hymenoptera, Figitidae.